This is a messenger RNA of Mycotypha africana, 632 nucleotides long. RefSeq lists its product as uncharacterized. The transcript has a single exon. The record is from RefSeq and is a predicted model, not a curated record. NCBI's taxonomy places the organism in Eukaryota, Fungi, Mucoromycota, Mucoromycetes, Mucorales, Mycotyphaceae. The coding region runs from base 98 to 499 and encodes 133 amino acids.
GUACCAUCAGAGCCCCUAUCAUGGUCCCUUUGUCCUUGACCAACAACAACAACAACAGCAGCAGCAGCAGCAACAGCAACAGCAACAACAUGUUGAUAUGGCCUAUCCCUCUUCCUCACUUCAUCAGCCACAAUUACAUAGCAUGUACGUGUACAGUCAUCACCACCCUUACCAUACCACAACAAAAGACGCACCCAUAGGUCAUCCUGCUGUUACGGCUGAUCACAGUUCACCUCAUCCUGUCACUACGAGUGCUACCACCACCACUACCACCACCACCGCCACCAUCACCACGACUCCUCAUCGUAACAAGAACCAUCAAAAGACUUCACCUCCUUAUUCUCAUUGUGAUACUUUUUAUUUUCAUCCUACGACUACUCAACAACAACAACAACAACAGCAACCACAGCGCACAGUAACUGCUUAUCAAGAAGGAAAUGGUUUUCUUGCGUAUGAUCCUUCUGCGUUCCCAGCGCCUUUCCGUCCUUCCAACAACUAAGUUCUUGCAACCUCGAUAAACUAUGACUCACUUUAGACUAUACGCACAGACAGACAGACAGACAGACAGAGAGACAGACAGCCACACGCACACAUUUUGUUAUUGAUAUGAAUAGGCUGGCAAAUCAUUGAUU